Letharia lupina is the source of this 471-nucleotide messenger RNA. RefSeq lists its product as uncharacterized. The record is from RefSeq and is a predicted model, not a curated record. The transcript is spliced from 3 exons. Bases 1 to 471 code for a protein of 156 amino acids. Lineage: Eukaryota; Fungi; Ascomycota; Lecanoromycetes; Lecanorales; Parmeliaceae.
AUGGCUGAAGUCGAGCGCAGCCUUAGUGCUAUGUGGAAUAUCAGGGUCAACACAAUGGUCAAGAAAGUCGAGCGUCAAACGCAUGGUGUCGCCGUUCCCAUCUCCGACCGCGCUAGCAACAUCGAGAAGAAGGGUCACUCUGAUCAAGUCAUUCUAGCAAUCAAGCCCAAGGCUAUCCGCCAAUUUUCGAGCCGAGGCGUUGGCUUGUUUCCCAGUUCAAGUCCACCCAUGUCGGUUACCAAAGCUGAGAAAUCGAAAUGGCUAUUGAAUCCGACCGCGGAACUACGGUGGAUGCGUGACUCCGAAGUUCUCACCGUUCGCACGCGCGCAUGCGACAACGGCAAAGCCACAGUCAGUCUUCUUCAAGAUACACUGGAACAUCACCCCCAAGCAACGUUCACGAAGAUACAUUCUGCCGUAUCGCAGCCACGUCAGAUUCCAGCCACGUACUCAAGAGGCGUUGGGAGUUAG